AUGGCCUCUAUUAGCGCCGCUCGCCUGGAAAAAAUGUUCCGCAUGCUUCCCAACGUAGACGCAUCCAGCAUCAAGGGCAACCUCUCUGCAGAAGAAAACCAAAUCAAUGCCAACAUAUUCGCAUUCUACGUCUCCGGGAAAGGCGGUCCUACCCCGAUACAGAAUCCAUUCGGUCGAAGUGUUGGAGAGCACCUGCAGAUAACAGAGCUGACGGUGACGGAAGAAGGGGCGAGUGGUAGGCUGGAAAUCGAGGUGACAGAAGAUAUGUGUAACGUCUUCGGGACAAUGCACGGCGCUUGCGGUGCGUAUAUCAUUGACCACGCAACUAUCGGGACUAUGGUGUUGUAUGGCCGUGCUGCUGGCUUCGACGGUCGCGGCGUCUCUACCUCCAUGAACAUCCAUUGGCAUAAUCCCGCCAAUCUCGGAGACAUUCUGGCUGUUUUCACUGAAUCUGUACACAUCGACAACCGCGCCCGCACCGUCCGCUGCGAGAUUCGCGACAAGGAAACUCGGAAACUCAUUAUCACCGGCACGCAUUCAUUCCUUAAUGCAGGCGCAGCGGCCAAAUUAUGA
Mycena indigotica is the source of this 573-nucleotide messenger RNA. RefSeq names its product 4HBT domain-containing protein. NCBI's taxonomy places the organism in Eukaryota, Fungi, Basidiomycota, Agaricomycetes, Agaricales, Mycenaceae. The transcript has 4 exons. The coding region runs from base 1 to 573 and encodes 190 amino acids. Gene Ontology annotation, molecular function: fatty acyl-CoA hydrolase activity. The record is from RefSeq and is a predicted model, not a curated record.